This is a messenger RNA of Nilaparvata lugens (brown planthopper), 2654 nucleotides long. Its product is annotated as zwei Ig domain protein zig-8. NCBI's taxonomy places the organism in Eukaryota, Metazoa, Arthropoda, Insecta, Hemiptera, Delphacidae. Gene Ontology annotation, cellular component: neuron projection membrane. The transcript is spliced from 8 exons. Gene Ontology annotation, biological process: synapse organization. The coding region runs from base 1141 to 2367 and encodes 408 amino acids. The record is from RefSeq and is a predicted model, not a curated record.
GCUACAAUCUGUGUUUUUAGUGAGAUGCACUGCAAACUGACAUAAUUGAAUGGAAUCAACUAAAUUCAGAACUCAGCUGGUAACUCUUAACUGAAUUCAGCAAGUCUAUUUAUUAUAAUGCAGCUAGUCUAUGCCGAAUCUAGCAGCUUUAUUCAGAAUUUAGCAACUGAAUUCAGAAUUCAGGAUUGUAACCGUUAUCCGGAAGUGAGGAACACUGAUUUGUGUCAUGAGUCACAUACAUAGUCCCUUCUCAAGCCGAGGAUCAGAUCAUCCCUAACUUGCUAGUUCAGCUAUUUUCUUGCCGAUCUAGACAUUUCUCAUGUGCUUCCUCCAAGACUUCACAUCAGCGCUUACUCACUCUCUCUUUCACGCUCUUCUACUCUCUCUGACUUUCUCCCUGACUCAUCACCCUCUCUCUCUCUCUCUUUGAUCUGAACAUUUCUCAUAUGCUGCCUUCAAGACUUCAUAUCAGCUCACACUCUCUUUAUUAACUCUCACUUACUGACUCACUCUCUCUAACCUACGCAAUCAUACUCUCUCUCCUCACACCAGCUUUCUCCAAUCUUCUGUCUUUGCCUCUCACAUGAAUUGGAAAUUCAAACUUGUCAUAUCCCAAUUUCACUAACUGAUACCACUCAAAGUUAAAAUCCUCUUCACUUUCUUCUACUUUCUGAAUUUCCACACCUACUGCUCAUUAUGCAAAUCUCAAUCAAUCUCUUCCGCUUUCUCUUUCACUGAUCUACUUCUUCCCGUUCCUGCUCAAUCUCUCUUUCCUUUCAGCUCCAUGUUUCAUACCUCAAAUUUCAUUUCUGGGAUUAAGAUAAUUUUUCUUAAAUUUUAAAAUAUUUCUGAAUACUUUUCAUGUCAAUUAUUGACAUCCUUCAAUGAUUUACUCAUGUGAAGAUAUAGGUUUUACAUAAGUCUCUAGAAUAUUGCUAAAGAUGAUGAGACAUCGAGAUUCUUAUGAUGAAAUUCUCAUUGCCAAUUUUCUAACAUGAAAUAAGCCGCACUUCAUCUGAAUGCUCACGGGAAUUUUAUCUCCUAGUGAUUGAUCUGCGGAACCAUACUUCAGAGAUAAGAAAAUCAAAUAAGUACUUCUCCUUUAUUCUACUGUUUUGAAAAGAGAUUUGAACGCAUCAAAUGAAGGUCUUCAGUGUUUGUACUACAGGUUCCCUGAAGAUAUUAACCAUUAUCUUCUUGCUCAUCUUGGGAGCAGCAUGCAUAUUGUCUCAACAAGUGAUCAAAUCCAACCCGUCAAUCUUGUUGACCCAGAUGAAGAAUUGUGAAGUGCCGAAGCUGAAAGGAAAUUUGUAUUGGAGGACAUCAUGCUCACAUGGAAAUCAUGAGUGCGAUUUGGAGCCUCUAGAACCGGGAUCACACGUUCCAGGAAGCGGAACAGUAGUCAAGCUGCAGUGUUUGGAAAAAUUCAUCAGGAAGAAUGAGGAGAUCGAUUUCACAGUAUGCUUUGAUGGAGUCUGGUCUCCAAAAAUAGAGGCAUGUCAGAGCACUUGUAAUCCUAUCAAUCCCGUUACCAUAGAUGUCAACUGCACCUUAGAUGGGAAAGAAGUUGAUUGUGAUAAGAGAGCGAAGGUAGGAACAAAAGUCAUAUGGGGUUGCAAGGAUGGAUUUGGAAUUGACAACACAAAUCGCACUAAUUAUUGUCUGAAAAGUGGCCGAUGGGAAUUCCCCCCACUCCAAUGUACUCGAGAGUUGAUGAAUUUGUCGGUGUCGAUCGGACAAUCGUCUAAGGCUCCUCUUGUUGGCAAAGAAUUCACCCUAUAUUGCAAAGGAAAGGGAUAUCCAAUCCCAAAUCUCACAUGGUUCAAGGAUGGAAGACGUCUGAAAGGUGCUGAAGGAAACUUUUCAGGCCUAGUUCGAAAUCUGUAUGAGGAUAAUGGCCCAGUCUUAUUAAUAUAUUUCGAGAAAAUUAUUUUCUCCGACAGUGGGACAUACAGGUGCCUAGCUGACAAUAGAAACAGUACCUAUUCAACAUCUGUUACAAUUACAGUUUUGGGUCCUGUUUCAAUUACGAAUACUCUAGCACUCUCAAAGACUAUACCAAAUGCAAGUACCGUGGAUAUUCCUUGCACUGUUGCCGUCGCUCAAUUACCAAUAACAGUCGAAUGGUAUUAUUUUGAUAAGGAAUUGUUUGAUGAUAACGAGAAAAUAUCAAUAUCAAGUGCAAGCACUCUCACUUUGAGCUUUAUCACUACUCGGGACAGUGGAACUUAUGUUUGUGUGGCUCGAAAUGAUGUCAGUCUGGAUCGAUUACACAUGGACUUUCGGAUAGAACAUGUGGAAGCGGAAGGACAAAUCAAUUACCGUAUAACACUGAAUCCUUUGCAUCAUCUUCUCACCUUAAUUUAAACAUGACGUUUUGGGGGUUAUCAAGAUAUGGACAAUUGGACAUUGGCCCACAUUGUAACAUAAAAUUCAUGUAAUGGGGUAAAAAUAUGCCCCACGUCGUAGAGCCAAAUUAUGAAACAUGGUGUUUUGCUUGGGUGCAUAGUUGUAAAAAUAUAUGCUCUACAUUACAGCGUUGGUGGUGUAACAUGCGCUUAUCUUAAAAACGUGUGCCAACACAACUCUUACAGGCUCAAUGUGAAGCUCAAAAUCUAUAUAAAUAAAAAUUGAGCCUCAAAUUUUGGCAUUCA